AUGUCCGCCCCCGUACCGCGUUGCGGGACAUGCAAUUUCACAUUUGACUCUGUUGAGGCAGUGCGUAAGCACUAUGAGUCCGACUACCACUUGAACAAUGUUCGCCUGCGCGUUGAGGGCCGGCGCCCACUGACCGCACAGGAGCACAGACGUGUCCGAAUUGCGGAGCAAGACGAUGUGGACAAAGAUGGGAAGCCGACCUUUGCUUGCAAAUUGUGCAAAAAGACAUUUCAUUCUGUGCAGACCCUCCAGGCUCAUGUUCGCUCGACGGCACAUCUUAUGAAGAAGGAGCAACGCAUCAUUGCACGUGACUCGGAUGCAUUGAGCGCUAUUACAAGUACCUCGUUGGGAAGCGCUGCAAUGGGCUUGCAUCGCCGUCACAAUGCGAAGUGCGCAAAGCAGCCCGCUCAAGCAACAAAACCCAAGAAUUUGUUGAAGGUUGGCCUGGAUGAACGGGAGGAAGACGUGAGUGAAGUGCGCUGCCUCUUUUGUGGUGCCCUGUCGGAUAACGUGGAAGCCAACCUGCAGCACAUGAACACCAUCCAUGAGUUUGUUGUUCCGCUUAAACACAGGUGCCGUGACGUAGUAGGACUGCUGGCGUACCUCGCUCGCAAAACAAAUGGUCUGUUGUGUCUUGUUUGUGGUGAAAAAACAAAAAUGUUUGCCUCUCUAGAGGCUCUGAGAGCACACAUGCGAGAGAAGAAUCAUGAGCGCAUCAUACUUGGUCCUGAGUACGAGGAAUUCUACAAUACCAGCCUUGGUGACGCCGAUUGUGUUGAUCUAUUAGCCCCCAACACCGCCAAUUUGGCUCUUCGUGACUCUGGGCGCGUCGUUCAACGAAGGGAGAGAGGGCUGCCUCGACCAAGAAAGAAGGAAAGUGAAACACAAUCCGAAAAGCGCCGGGCUAUACUUGCGGCUGACAAGGAGGCCAUGGCAGUGGCACGGAAAGAAUGCCAGGAGGUGUUGCGUGUGCAAAAUAAGGAGGCGCAAAGAAUUUUAAGGAGGCAGAAUGGCGAAUAUCAGGACCACCUGCUCAAAGUGAAUCUGCGAACUAACAAACUGCAUCCAAAGGGAUACGAUGGAGAAGGUAAGAUAAACUAA
Trypanosoma cruzi is the source of this 1101-nucleotide messenger RNA. RefSeq lists its product as uncharacterized. The transcript has a single exon. Gene Ontology annotation, biological process: ribosomal large subunit biogenesis. Gene Ontology annotation, cellular component: preribosome, large subunit precursor. Gene Ontology annotation, molecular function: zinc ion binding; nucleic acid binding. The record is from RefSeq and is a predicted model, not a curated record. Lineage: Eukaryota; Euglenozoa; Kinetoplastea; Trypanosomatida; Trypanosomatidae. The coding region runs from base 1 to 1101 and encodes 366 amino acids.